AUGCCCAGUGAUAUAACUUAUCACCAGCACAAUCACCAAGAUCAGUUUAAUAAACCACCGACACCACUUCAACAACAGCAACCAUCACCACCACUGCAUGCACAAGCACCACCAGGAGCACCACCAGCACCACCAGGAGCACCAGCACCACCAGGAGUACCAGCAGUCGAUGACUCUGCUUCAACUCCCACAUCUAUUGAUCCACUAGACACAACCAACAACCACAACAGUAGUAACAAUGACCAUUUUGUAUCCACUCCACGCUCUUCUGCACCUAUCUCAACAGCUAAUCUUCGACAAUCGAGUGCCACCAUGGGUGGUUCUAAUCAAUCAAACCUACCGACACUACACAAGUACUCAAGGAGAGUAUCAUUUAACAACUUGAAUCCCGUCGAUGAUGGUGAUUUCUUGUACAAUCGUCCCAUUUAUAACCAGGUGGGUAAUACUACCGCCAGUGGCAAACACUAUGCAUCCUAUUCAGGUCCAUCUAGCACAUCAACUACUGCUGGUGGCAGUGGUGGCUCAGACGCAACAUCUCCUUUGUUUGCUCCAGCACAGCUUGGCUCUGGUAACAAUGACAAUUAUCGUUACGGCUCCUCCCCCACGCGUCAGUCGUCUUUCCCAUUUGCCAAUUUACCAAAAGUUCCCAACUUUGAUGUCAUUAGUCAAUCACCUGGCUACUACAGCUCACAACAGCAACAACGUAAAAGAAGACUAAAAUUACCCAAUCCGCCUGCAAAAUCAAUUCUCAAGAAUAAAGUUUCACAGCAACAAUUGGAUUACAACUACAGAUUUGGAGGAAAUAUCGAGGAUGCUACUAUAAAUUAUCAUCAAGAGGAGGAAGACGCACAUGCAGAAGAGGAAGAAGAAGGGGAACAAGAGGUGAGAGGGGAAGAGAAUGAUCCUUCUGGUAAGGAUACAGAGCAACCGCAACGAAGGAAAUCAUAUGCUGGCAUGACCAAUGAAGAGCUACUAGCUCUUGACCCUCAAUUUAACAUGAAGCCGAAAACCUCAAAUUUCGAUGCAUUUAAAUUUGAUAAUCAAAAAAUCUACUAUACUAAUCGGAGGUCGUCAACUUCUGGUGUAUCGGCAUUGGAAAAAUUACAAGCACAACAACAACAGCAGUACCCUUCAUCGAAUGAAAACAAUUAUCGAUCAAUUGCUGUUACUGUACAGCAUGAUGAUUAUGAUGAAAUUGAAUUGAGACGAACAUUGUUGACGACAAUUUCUGGAAGAAAACAUUCGUGGAAUUCACUUGAUUGGUUAUUGCAGAUUGAUGACUCAAUAUUGAAUCAAAAUCAACUGAUUUUACAUGAUGGUGAUUAUUUGAUUGUUGCCAGUUUUAUUCCUCAUAAAUUUAUCAAAGAUUACAAUGCCAAAAGAAGGAAACAGAGUUGUGAUGAAUAUUUAAAAUCCAAGUGCUUUAAUUUACUCGAGUACCUCAAGUUUAACCUUGCUCAGUUGAAUGUACGUAUCAAAAUGACGGUUGAAUUUGUUGUAGAAAAUGGAUUGGAAACUGUUGAACAACAUGGUAAUGAAUUUGGAUCAAAGUUUAUGUUGAACAAAUUGGUGAAGCAAUACCAUCCCAAUGUAUUCAUUGUUGGGAUUAAAUCUUCAAAUUUGAACUUUAAAUACAAGAUUAAAAAGAAUAGUGAACGGAGCUAUUUGGUCAAGUAUUCGUCGUUUAUUGUCAAACAUGCUGGAAUUCCGGUUGUUUUGGUUAGCAAUCUGUCAAAGUAUCCAUCGCACGAGCAUACAAGGCAAUUGCAGACGCAGCAACAGCAGCAGCAACAGCAGCAGCAACACACAAAAUCACUGGUUCCUAAGAUUACAUUUAGUGAUGAUUUGGUUGCAGUUGGCACAAAUUCUAGUUCAUCUAUUGAGUCCGUUGAGUCAUUUGUUCCUCAAACCAUACCAACAGAUGAGCUGGGCAACACUGGUGUAAUUAUCGACACAUCCAUUCCUUACAACUCAAUGGAAAAAUAUCACAGUUGGCUCUCAUCCAUUUCGGAUAAAUCAUUUAAUGAUUCAGUCAAUUACCUCCAGGCCAUUCAUUCGAAAGAUGAUUCCAUAAAAAUUGAUGGCAAGAUUCAUCAAAUUUACAAAUCUCAACUGCAAUUUAGCUCAUUAGGAGCCACAUCAACCAAUGGAUCAUCCAUCAGCAGUCGAAAUGGCUCAGUUGCAUCUGAUGGCUCAGGGGGUGUAGGUGGUGGUGUGGGAGGUAAUGAAAAUGUGUAUCGUGUUAAAUCCUUAAUUUCAAUUGAGGAUGACGAAGAUGCAAAACGGAGGAAAGAAAUGAGACAGAAACGAAGAGCUAGCGGAUCCAAUGGUACAAGUGGCUCCAGUGGAGGAAUCCUUUCAAGUAUGAAGAGUAAUGACUCUGGUGGAUCAAGUGGUAACGAAACCAAGGGUAAAAAGUCGUUUUGGAGAAAGAUUGGUUUCAAGAAGGGAUAG
Lodderomyces parapsilosis is the source of this 2454-nucleotide messenger RNA. RefSeq lists its product as uncharacterized. The transcript has a single exon. NCBI's taxonomy places the organism in Eukaryota, Fungi, Ascomycota, Pichiomycetes, Serinales, Debaryomycetaceae. The record is from RefSeq and is a predicted model, not a curated record. The coding region runs from base 1 to 2454 and encodes 817 amino acids.